AAGAAAGAGUUCCACCGAUCUAAUAUAAUCUCUUGCAACGAUGAAGAUUUGGAAUUCUUUCUUCCUCAUCGCCUGAUUCUGAUUCUUCUGCCGUGCCUGAUAUCAUACAUACUAACAGCCAUUUUCACUAAGACAGUAGGUUUCCUCCGGAGUUCCGUGAACACAUCUCAAGUCUCUCAUGCCCAAAAACACACAACACUGAAUAAAAUGAAUCAACUGUGUCGGCAAGCCAGUCCAGUUCCAUUGAGGAGGAUACUGUCCGAUGUUUAUUAAACGAAGAAAGAUCUGCACAACCCUUGAAUCCAUCAAAUAGUUGCUCAGUUCUGACAGAAGCAAGCCUCCAUCUGCGUGAUUUCUUGAGUUUAAUUCCCUCAUCCUCAAAUUAAUGCAUCCAUUAAGACAGUUUCCUAUAUUUGCAGUCGGUUCCCAAGAAGCCAGGGAUGAAGACCCAGGAGGGCCCUCCCAUCAAAUCCAAAGCUCCUUCCAAGAAGAUUCUCCCCCAGUGAGAUUCUUCAGUCGCACGACUCAGUAGCAGAGGAAAGAAAGAAGCGGAAAAGGAAGCACGUCUUCUUCCAUCAAAGCAAAAGCAAAAAACUGAUGAUGGAUACACCAAAAGUUGCUUUUCCGUGACAUGCACACACAGAUACAUAAAUGUAUAUAUCUUAAGAAAGCAGAAUGUCCCCAACUCCAUGUCACAAGGAACUGUACAAGAUGAAGGUCUUUAUUAGAAAGAGGAAAUCCUAUUCAGAGGGCACCAAAGAAGGACCGUCGUCACCGUUCAUCCUCUAGCUGUUGUAGUACAGAGGUAUCCCCAAGCACGAUCUCUUGGCCUGAAUGCUUUCCAGACUGAUGGUGUUAUGCCGCAAAUGAAAUAGCUCAAUGUGGCAGUGGCAGCUUUGUGAGGCAGCAGAAAGACACAAAAGCCCCUUCUUCUAGCCCACUUGCCCCCGCCGUCAGGGCCCGCUCUUCCUUGGAGAAACCAACUCCCCUUUUUAGGCCGCCUCCUGGUCUCUGAGUCCAUGGAUGGGCUGUAGAGAGGGUUGCAACUGUGAAGAUGGACUCGAGCUCUCUCAAGGCCUCUGCGACCUCGAGUAGCUCCAGUGAUCCUCCCCAUGGGCUCAAGUUUGGGCGAAAGAUCUACUUUGAUGGUGGCAGCGGCGGGAGUGGGAGCUCCUCCGAGACACCGUCGGCUCCGGCGACGGAGGCGGCCACGCCACCGCCUCCGACGAAGAAGGGGAAGGGGGUGGCGCAGGGAGGUCAGCACCAACCACCUAGGUGCCAGGUGGAGGGGUGUAAUGUCGAUCUGACGGGGGCUAAGGCAUACUACUGUAGGCACAAAGUUUGUGGGAUGCACUCCAAGGCACCUAAGGUUAUGGUUGCAGGAUUGGAGCAGAGGUUCUGUCAGCAGUGUAGCAGGUUUCAUCAAUUACCUGAAUUUGACCAAGGAAAGCGCAGUUGUCGCAGACGUUUGGCAGGACAUAAUGAACGCAGAAGGAAGCCACCUCCUGGGCCGUAUGGCCGCUUUGCAUCAUCCUUCCAUGAACAACCUAGUGGAUUCAGAAGCUUUCUGAUGGACUUCAGUUACCCAAAUCUCUCAAGUAGUCGAAGAAAUCCAAUUGCAACUGCUGGUGACGGGGUGGCCACUAAUGAGUGGCACAGGGGCUUGGAUGCUUCACCUGGUGCCGUGGCACUGCAUGGUACCCAUAGGUGCUCUCAAGGACCUGCAGCAGGAACCUUAUGCUCUACCAUGGAAAUUCCAAAAGGUGAAUGUCUUGCAGGCGUCUCUGACUCAAGCUGUGCUCUCUCUCUUCUGUCAACACAUCCAUGGAGUAGCAGCUCUGCCAGGAAUGGUGCUCCGGUAAUCCCAGCAACCAGCAUCUUCGACAGCCCCGGAACGGUCGAUUCAGUCAUCCCUAGCAAUUACGUUACCAGCUUAUGGGGGGUCAGAGAUCAUGGAGGCAGGACUAGCUCACACAAGGUCCUGCGUGAAAUGGGAUCAGUGGAAGCAACCGCGACAGUUGAUGCUCAUUUUUCAGGUCAGGCAGAGUUUGCUCUGCAGGAAAAUGGACAGUGUCUCGACCACAGUAUGGGUAGCGCAUAUGGCCAUUCAGGUCUUCGCAUGCAUUGGUAACUGUAGACUCUAUAAUCAAUUCAUGUCAAAGGAACCUAAUCAUGAGGAUUGGAUGGAGCAUCACGAACCAAAGCUUUCAUAAUGCCUAGUUCUAGUUCUAAAGAUCUUAUGCCUCUCAACUAUUAUAUGAAUGCUUAUGUUACUAAGAAGCAGCAUUAGUAUGGUGUGAUGUGUGUUUGCUAAUAUAGCUUUGGCAAUGUUGAAGUCACCUAAUUGUGCAUUUU
Molecule: messenger RNA, 2355 nt
Organism: Musa acuminata AAA Group (dessert banana)
Lineage: Eukaryota; Viridiplantae; Streptophyta; Magnoliopsida; Zingiberales; Musaceae
Product: squamosa promoter-binding-like protein 14
Exons: 3
Coding region: 1055-2131 (358 amino acids)
Cellular component (GO): nucleus
Molecular function (GO): DNA binding
Source: RefSeq, a predicted model, not a curated record